AUGACGACUGCUCUCGACCACCUGCAGCUCGGCGGCAAGAUCGAAUGGCUUGCCCAGCUUGAUACGGCGUACCAGCCGGAACGCAAUCUCCGCCGGACGUCCAUCAUCUGCACCAUCGGCCCCAAGACCAACUCUGUCGAAGCCAUCAACAAGCUCCGCGAAGCUGGCCUGAAUGUGGUGCGGAUGAACUUCUCCCAUGGCAGCUACGAAUACCACCAGUCUGUCAUUGACAAUGCUCGCGAGGCCGAGAGGGUACAGAAGGGCCGCCAGGUCGCCAUCGCCCUCGACACCAAGGGUCCGGAGAUCCGGACGGGUAACACCAAGGGUGAUGUCGACAUUCCGAUCUCGGCUGGUACCAUCAUGAACUUCACGACCGACGAGAAGUAUGCGACGAGCUGUGACACUGAGAAUAUGUAUGUUGAUUACAAGAACAUCACCAAGGUCAUUGAGCCCGGGCGUAUCAUCUACGUUGACGACGGUGUUCUGGCAUUCGAUGUGCUCGAGAUUAUCGACGACAAGACUGUCAAGGUCAAGGCGCGGAACAACGGGUUUAUCUCUUCUCGUAAGGGUGUGAACCUGCCGAACACGGAUGUCGACUUGCCUGCCCUCUCAGAGAAGGACAAGAACGACCUCAGGUUUGGUGUCAAGAACAAUGUUGACAUGGUCUUUGCUUCCUUUAUUCGGAGGGGGCAGGACAUCAAGGACAUUCGCGAGGUCCUUGGCGAGGAGGGCCGCCACAUCCAGAUCAUUGCCAAGAUCGAGAACCGCCAAGGUCUUAACAACUUCCCCGAGAUUCUCGCCGAAACUGAUGGUGUGAUGGUGGCUCGUGGUGACUUGGGUAUCGAGAUUCCGGCGGCCGAGGUGUUCGCAGCCCAGAAGAAGAUCAUUGCCAUGUGCAACAUUGCGGGCAAGCCCGUCAUCUGCGCCACACAGAUGCUUGAGUCCAUGAUCAAGAACCCCAGGCCGACUAGAGCCGAGAUCAGUGACGUCGGCAACGCCGUUACUGACGGCGCUGACUGUGUCAUGCUUUCCGGUGAAACCGCCAAGGGCAACUACCCGUGCGAAGCCGUCCGCGAGAUGAGCGAGGCCUGCCUGAAGGCCGAGAAUUCGAUUCCUUAUGUCAGCCACUUCGAGGAGCUUUGCACGCUGGCCAAGAGGCCUGUUUCGACCGUCGAAUCGUGCGCCAUGGCUGCCGUCCGGGCUUCGCUCGACCUGAAUGCCGCCGGUAUCUUCGUGCUGUCCACGUCCGGCGAAUCUGCCCGCCUCAUCUCCAAGUACCGGCCGGUGUGCCCCAUCAUCAUGAUCACCCGGAACGCGUCUGCUUCUAGGUACGCCCACUUGUAUCGAGGCGUUUAUCCGUUCCUCUUCCCCGAGGCGAAGCCCGAUUUCAGCAAGGUCAACUGGCAGGAGGAUGUCGACCGCCGUAUCAAGUGGGGUCUCAGCCAUGCCAUUGACCUGGGCAUCCUCAACGAGGGUGAGACUGUGGUGGUUGUACAGGGCUGGAAGGGCGGUAUGGGUAACACCAACACCAUGCGGAUUGUCAAGGCUGAUGUGGACCAUCUUGGCAUCGGUCAGCUGGCCUGA
This is a messenger RNA of Chaetomium strumarium, 1584 nucleotides long. RefSeq names its product pyruvate kinase. The transcript has 6 exons. Gene Ontology annotation, molecular function: potassium ion binding; pyruvate kinase activity; magnesium ion binding. NCBI's taxonomy places the organism in Eukaryota, Fungi, Ascomycota, Sordariomycetes, Sordariales, Chaetomiaceae. Gene Ontology annotation, cellular component: cytoplasm. The record is from RefSeq and is a predicted model, not a curated record. Gene Ontology annotation, biological process: glycolytic process. The coding region runs from base 1 to 1584 and encodes 527 amino acids.